ACUCGAUGCCCAAUGGUGAACAAGCUCUGGAGCAAGACCAGGAGGGAGAGGACAGCGCGGAGGAAAGCAUCGAUUGACAAUCUCUAGAAGACGAGGACGAGGAGGAGAGCGAUGAGUCGGGUGACGAUGAGAUAGUCGACUCGCCACCUCGUACGGAACGUCGAUCCAAGCUACUCCAUGAUCCAGCGGGUGGGCGUGGCAAGACCGUGGCUCCAAGCACCCAAACAUAGAAGCGUACUCGGACUUCGACUCCAGAGCCGAUGGAGAAGGUCGCCAAGUAGCCCAAGGUCGUCCCCUCAAAGGCUCGGAAGACCUUGCCCAAGAUCAAUAUGGAUGUUCCUGUUGCCUCCGGCCCAGCCUCCGCCGCGACUGACAUGGACGUUGACAAGGCCCCAGGUGACAAGGAAGCUGAUGACGCGGCCACCUCCAAAGCUACUCCACGGGAUGUUGUCGUGCUUCCGGAUGAUGAUGAAGAAGAAGUGCCUCUGAGGGAGAGGAGGAGGAGGGGCAAGGCAUCAUGCGGGAAAGUGCCCGAGGUUCAGGUCCCUCAGUCGACAAUGGUGCUUGAGACAGUGGUCGAGCGAUCCGGAGAUUCGGCUCGGACCAAUGUUACUUUCGCCAAUCCGCUGUCGACUGAUUGUCCAUCGGGGCGACUGCUCAGACCUCUGCCGCUCUAGUACAACUCCAUGCAUCUGACCCGGUGGAUGCUUUGAAUGCCUUACCAUCAUCUCUCUUCACUGCGUACCAGACUCCAGACGACUCACCGAGUGCUGCCAGGGAGGCUCUUCUCCAGGUAAAUCUUGUGUUGGAGC
Molecule: messenger RNA, 812 nt
Organism: Triticum dicoccoides
Lineage: Eukaryota; Viridiplantae; Streptophyta; Magnoliopsida; Poales; Poaceae
Product: paired amphipathic helix Sin3-like protein
Exons: 3
Coding region: 330-677 (115 amino acids)
Source: RefSeq, a predicted model, not a curated record